AUGGCCUUUCGGCUGAAUUGUAUCAAGCAUUUCCUGAGGAAAUAUUUCUUGGAGGGGCAGCCAUGGCCCAGGGGGCUGGAGAGUUGGCUGGAGAACAGAGACUUCCCAAUAAAACACAAGAGUGAGGGGUCGCAUCGUAGCAACGGCUGCCCUCUCACCUGCAACAUCCGUGUGGGACCCGACUUUGGCGCCCUCCGGGACACCGCCGACGCACAGGACGCAGCUGGAAGGAGCCAACGCAUGGGCCCGAAGCCCCGUGAGGCCCCCGGAAUGGCGUGCAGUGCGUGUUACUACCUGGUUAUCAGCUCCACACACCUGAACAAUGGACACUUUCGGCGCGUUAAAGGGGUCUUCAGGGGUCCACUGUGUCCAGCCGCAGCCAGUGACUCACCGGAGCGUGCAGAGAGGGCUUUGGGCUGCUCAGUGGAGGAUCUGAAGGCUCUAUUCUACUGUGAGCUGUGUGACAAGCAGUACCUCAGACACCAGGAGUUUGACAACCAUAUCAACUCCUACGACCAUGCACACAAACAGAGACUAAAGGAGCUCAAGCAUAGAGAGUUUGCUCGAAAUGUGGCGUCAAAAUCAUGGAAGGACCAGCGCAAACAGGAGAAAGCUCUAAGGCGCUUGCACCAACUAGCACAACUGCAGCAAGAAACUCCGCGAGUUCCAAGAAGGACCUAUGGGCUUAGGAGUGCAGUCAGGGCUACGAGCCAAAAGCAGGACAGAGACAUUGAGCAAAGAGAUCACAGCCCUGAGGACAAACCUGACAUUGUCAACCACACCCUCAGGCCUCCCGCUACGCCACCCAGGACUUUCCCUCGCAGCCACCAACCUGAAGAUGCAUGCCAAACUAGUUCACAAUUACCACAGGACACAGCUUUAGCAGAAUCCCCACUAAUCACACAACCUGCAUCCAAUUCAGGCCCUGCUGCAGCAAACCCCCAAUCUUGCCUGGACUUGUAUCCCCAGCUGCCUCUCCCAGGAAGAGGGAGGGUAGGUGGCAGGCUUGGGGUGUCCUUCUGCAUCUCCCGCCGGGGACCCAGGCUGGAGCCGUCUGCCUCCGUCUUCUCUGACCUAGAGGAGGAGGAGAGGGAAAAAAGAGAGCAGAUGAAAGAAAGGAUAAAGGGAAUAAUGAAAGAUAUAGACAGAGAAAUUGGGGCAGAAGAGGACAGGAAACAUAAUGAAAGCACAGAGCACAAGUCCAGCUCUGACAGUGCUGGACCAAGCAGAGUUGGACUCCCCAGAGAGUCUGUGACAGAAGAGGAGGAGAUUGAAAAAAGAGAUGUAGCGAAAGUACACUUUCCUAUUUCCACAGCAGCACUUGAUAAUCAGAGCCAUGAUUCUCUAUUCUUGCCUUCACAGGACCAGGUGUCCUUAUGGGGCACGGCACACACAGAACCUGAAUGCAUGGACAGUGAGACAGAGCAAAAGCAAGAACCAGAGGAGGGCAGAGAGGACAGUCAGUAUAUGUAUGUGCUAGGAAAAGAUGGAUCUAGUCAGCUGAGAUGGCCUGCUAGUUUACUAAAAUUCACAAAGUCUCAACCACAGAUCUCCUACAGCUGCAAACCACUCCUCUUGAAUCCAUAUGAGACUGAACAAGUAAAAGAGGAUCUGAAGGACUCAGAAGAAAAUCAUUUAUUUACUCUCUCACAUGAAUCAAAUCCAUGUUUGCCAGCUAUUCUUACCCCAGAUGCCCAUUCAUGUUCACAAAGGAAGACAAAAUAUGAACUGAGAGUGCACAGGCAGAAAAAAACUGAGAGAACUUUCAAUCCAAAGCCACAUAUUGAUGUGAAGACAGAAGAACACCUGUUCCUGAAAAACAAAAACCUUUCAUCAUCUGCAGUAGGACCAGAGAGUGAAAGAUGCACACUAACUAUUGAGAAUUGUACAGCCUCCCAUUCGUUUGACCCCGCUGAUAGUGACAACUCUGACACAAACUCCCAGAAUCCUUCGGGAGGCAGAUUAUGGGGUGCGAGAGGGAUCAGGGAGAAAGCCAUCACAGCCCUGAGCUGUAAAUUAGAGUCUGCCACCCAGGCUGGCACACAGAGUAUGUGCAUCAGCCCAUCCAGGUGUGAGUGUGGGAGUGAGACAAUGUGUGAGUGUGCCAACACUAUGCAGCCAGACGUGGGUGUCUCCAAAGUGUCACGCAAAAAGAGGAAAACUAACAUCAAGAAACACAAGCUAGGGAAGAGGAACAGGCACGAGAAGGAAAACGCUUCAAACAAGCGCCAAUCAGCAAGGUGCAAAGUGAGGAGUGUUGUCUCUACAGUCUCCAAUUGCAGAGUGGAGAGAGAAGCUGGAGGAUACUGGGGGAAGAAAAAGAAGCAAAGGAAGGCCGGGGAGAUGAGGAGGCAGAGGAGGGUGCGGAGAGCAGGGAGCAGCUGUCUCCUGGGGAGAUGUGAGACUGAGCCAGUAUCUGUCUCUGUCAGGAAGAGGAGGCCUCACAGGAGCCACAGUACUGAAUCCCAGUCACAGCCAGACAGAGAGCAGGCAGAGCACUGCAGUGCCUACUCCCAGCUCAGCAGACACACAGCAGACAGAGACACAGAGGGGGAGGGAAAGCGAGACGGAGAUGCAGUGACUUUUCCCUGGCGGUCUCACUUCUCCUUACACUCCUUCUCACCAGGAUGUAACUCAAAGAUGUUUUGGGAAAGAGGUCACCAUAGCAACCCCAGGAGUUUCAUUGACUGCAGUUACCCUGACAACAGCUGUGGUAGCAGCCCAGCAAGAAAGAGAAAACUCCUCCACAGGGACAGGAAAUUCAUUCAUAGUAAGAGAAAGAGUUCGAGGCAUUGUGAAGUCUGGGAGGAGACGGAGAGGGGGAGGAAAUUAGGAGGGCAUGUGGGUUGCAGAGACAGAGGAUUUAUUUCAGAUACAGAACAGUGGGAGUGGACCGGAGGGAGCUGUCCUGGAGGCAGCGAAGACAUCAGUACGAGAGGUGGAUGGAGAUCGAGAAACAGAGUUGUCGAGUGGCAUCAGGUGACAAGGUUGAGCCCCAGUCCCAGCAGCUGGGGCAGGAGAAGCAGACAUCUUAGUACAGAGGAUGUUGACUGGGACAAGUGCAGCUUGGACAGAUGGACUUGUGGCAGCAGUGACAGCUGGGAAGACAGGGGGACACACAGAUCCACAUCAGGCUCCAGGGCUGUAGCUGACAGUAGCAGAGACAGCAUAGGAUGUAUGCAGAGGAGUGCAGGCACCAGACGUUCAAGCUCCAGACAUUUCUCCAGCCCAGAGUGGUGGACAAGCAGGCAGACAUACAGUCCUCAGAGUGUGGGCAACACAAGGGCCAACAGAUGCCACAGCCCUCGCUCCUGCAGCCCAUGCAGCAGCACCAGCAUGUCUGAGCUCAGCUGGGAGUGGAGUAGGAGUAGCACCUGCUCUGGAACUGUGAUGGACAAAGGGACAUGUAGCUCCUCCUCUGGAGCUUUAGCUGAGGCUUCUCAAGAGACAAAAAAUAUGAGCAGCCCCACCUCCACAUCAUCUAGCCUAAACUCUAGGACCUUUACUCCUUCUUCACCCCACAGAUUGUCCUUUACCACCACCGUUCCAAGCACACACAGUGGUAAUACAAGCCCUACGCUGCUAAAGGAGUCCAGUUCACAGUCUGACCUUGGGGCCUCCUCCCCUGUUACUAAAAGUAGCUCAGACACUACUGCUCCAGGACUAUCCACCAGUAAGUCUGUGCCUCAGAAACCAGCCAGAACUUUACUCCUCCCUCUCAUAGGAAAACUACCUGCUAUUCAGAGGAAGGCAAAGAGGAAAAGGUGGCUGCUGGGGAAGGGUAAAGAGAAAGAAGGAGAGGAAGAGGAGGAGGCUAAGGGCAGUGGACUGGAUACUGGAGCAGAGGUUCACAAUCAAACCUGUACUCGGGAUAUAGUUGAGUCAAAUCCAUGCAGCAAUCUCAGGACUGAUAACAAACAGACUGAUGGAGAGACGGCUCCACCACUUAGCUUCACUGCUGAGGAGAUGGACAAGUAUCGGCUCCUGCAAGAGCAGGCGAGGGAGCACAUGCAGAAAGUGUUGGAACAGACACAGGAGAGUGCAGAUAUACACACAGAGACAAACUACACACACACAACACAUACAAACAACUGUGGAACUUUAGAGGAACAGUACGCACCUUUGCACAACCCAUCACAGCCUCAAAAUCGGUCUCUUCACACAGACGCCAUGCAAACACAAGCACAGCUACAGUUAAGUCUCCCACUUCCACACGUGACUCAACAAGAGAACUAUACUCCGCCUAUUCCUCUCAGCAUCCCAAACCUCCCCCCUCUCCCACCAUCUUCCCCUCUUUCCAACCUUCAUCAUAUUAUCUUACAACACACUGCCCUCUCCAUGCCCCCAUCUUCCUCCUCCUCCUCCACUUCCUCUUCAUCGCCCACUCCUGCGCUCCACCCAGGUCAGUUGCCUCACCCCCUGCACCCUCUCCAUCCUUCCUUACAUCACCACCUCCACCUCUCCCCCAUCUCUAUCUCCUCCAUAUUUCCAUCGAUCCUUCUGUCCCAUCAUCCCAUCCCUCUCCUCCCCCCGUCACCUGCUUUCCACACGACCCCACUCUCUCCGGUAACCCUGCAACCCUUAAACCCACAGCCUUUCAUGGACAGGCCAUGGUCUGUGAGGUUCCAACAGAAGGCAUUAUGAUUUUCACAGAGAGGCUGCCAUGUUUAUUAAUCUUCCUUGGCCACACAAAUUAGUUUAAGAGAGAAUUUUUUUUUUCUUUUUUUGGACAAAAGCCUAUCAUUUGAAACAAGGAUGUGUCAGUGCUUUUGGUAGAAUCAGAUCCCAACUUCAUCUUUUAUUCACGCAGACACACAACACACAAAAAUACACACACAAAAAAAGAUUAUCGACUGUUUUCAAAUAAAAAAUCUGGUUUUCCAUUUAGCCUCCGCGGUAUUGCUGCAGACACUGAGAAAACUGACUUUGAUCCCUUUCUUUUUCCAUCAUUCUUCAUUUGGACCCAGAAUAAAAGGGAAGGUGCACCUGCAAUUCAAAGACAAGCUGGGUCUGUGUCAUCCUGUGUCUUUCCUUCUGAACCACAGACAGACCAGCUGCCUUUUGAAGUAUCCUUCAUGGCAGGGACAGAGGGGCUAGAGGAAGUGAUAAUAGGGCCUUUUCUCCCCUUAUCUCUGUUUCAUACAGGUUAUCUGGGUUACGGUGUGACUUUCAACAAACAUAAAUAAUGUUCCAUGGACCGGGGGGGUGUAGCAGAGCCAUUUUAACCUUGGUGUAUAUUGUAUUUAUGUGUGAGGUAAUUCUGAACACACACAUGAAAUAGAAAGGACAACUACUUUCCAUAUCUGAAACAUGUAAAGACCUGUUUUGUCUCUAUAGUGUAAAUAUUCUGACGGUGAGUGACAACAUUAAAAUCAUGGGAAACAAUAAAAUAAAAAGUGAGCUUAACCUUGCUAGUAGUACAAUGUUUAUUCCAGCCCCUAUGGCUUCAGAGACACAACUUUCCAUUUUCUUGUCCACAUGUGAUCCAAAUUCAUUGCUUUUCCUGAUAGCAUUUGACACAUUAGUUGUUGAGACAGCAGAGAAUGAAUCCCCCACUCUGAUUUGUUAUACAGAAAUUUGGGUUAAAAAAUAAAUGGGCUUUGAUGCUUUUUCCAUAUA
Molecule: messenger RNA, 5619 nt
Organism: Sphaeramia orbicularis (orbiculate cardinalfish)
Lineage: Eukaryota; Metazoa; Chordata; Actinopteri; Kurtiformes; Apogonidae
Gene: znf804b
Product: zinc finger protein 804B
Exons: 5
Coding region: 1-4644 (1547 amino acids)
Cellular component (GO): nucleus
Source: RefSeq, a predicted model, not a curated record